Messenger RNA from Oppiella nova, 819 nucleotides. The record is from the annotation of a GenBank genome assembly. NCBI's taxonomy places the organism in Eukaryota, Metazoa, Arthropoda, Arachnida, Sarcoptiformes, Oppiidae.
AUGAAUAUCGGUUUUCGUGUAGUGGGUUCACCAGAGCUCAUAAAAAGAGUUGGACAGCCUUAUCAGAUUGGCGAUUUAGAUAGAAGGUAUCAGAAGUUUAUCUUAUUGACCUGUUUGCUACUGAUGGUUAUGGAUGGCUAUGAUAUUCAAGCAAUCGCAUAUGCUGCGCCUUUGAUCAUGGAACAUUGGCACAUUGAUAAAACCAUGUUGGGGGUCGUAUUUAGUGCCAGCCUUUUUGGUUUAUUUAUAGGCUCACUAUUUUUAAGUUCUUUAGCAGACCGUUUUGGUCGCCGUCCCAUUUUACUUAUUUCAACUCUAGCUUUUUCUGUGCUGAUGUUACUCACACCAAGUGUUAGUAGUGUAGAACAAUUGACCAUCAUACGUUUUGUGACUGGAAUUUUCUUAGGAGGAAUUAUGCCUAAUGUUAUGGCAUAUAGUUCCGAGAUUGUGCCAAGUAAGUAUCGUAUUUUGACCAUGAUGGUUAUUUCAUGCGGUUAUACAGUUGGAGCAAUGCUAGGCGGUGGAAUUUCUGCUUUAUUGACGCCAAUUGGUGGAUGGCAUGCGAUCUUUUAUUUUGCGAACUGGUUACCGAUGCUUGCCAAAGAAUCAGGCUUAAAUUUAAACCAGGCCUUACUGAUUGGUUCCAUUCUACAGUUGGGAGGAGCCUUUGGCAGUAUUUUGAUGGGUUUGAAAAUAGAUAAAGUCGGAUUUUAUAAGGGUUUGCAAUUGUUGGUGGUCAGCCAGCGAUCAAUGCGUUUUCUGCUAGUUAUUAUCCUAUUUCACUACGUACUACUGGGGUGGGAUGGAGUAUUGGAAUAG